AUGCCGAUCCAAAAAGCUGGUGAAAAAGUCGCUACAACUGUGAAAAAGGAGGAUCUUCAUCCUGGACAGAAAGUUAGAUAUCAUCCUGUUGGUGGUGGCAUGCAACUUACCGAAGGAAUCGUCAAGAAGAUUGUUACUCAUUCUGAAGUCGCGGGAGAUACCCAGAAAACAGUUAAAGCAAGUGAAGAAGAACCUAGAGUGGUCAUUGAAAAUUUACACACCCGCAAGAACAUUGAAGAAAUUCUUGAACAAGAAGCGACUGAAGGAACAAGAGAAGAAACGGUGGCUUAA
This is a messenger RNA of Racocetra fulgida, 291 nucleotides long. NCBI's taxonomy places the organism in Eukaryota, Fungi, Glomeromycota, Glomeromycetes, Diversisporales, Gigasporaceae. The record is from the annotation of a GenBank genome assembly.